AGUCUAGCCAUGAGAUUAUUUGCAGUGCUAUUGGGGUGGUCCUCUUGCAUCAUGUGGUGGCUUUUUUUGCUUGGUUGCCUUGUGGUGCCCUUCACAGCUGGUGUCACUAGCUCCAUAGCUCUAGAAUUCCCAGGGACAGUAUCUUGUCAUGCUGACAAGAUGCUGCUUGGGUUUCCUAGAUUGCUUGGCAGCAUCUUCUGGCAGGCCCAUGUAGUUGAUGCAAGUGGAGAAGAGAUUGCAAACUGUGUCUACAUGGUGGAUCAUGAGAGGCUGACUCUAACUGCUCUGUAUGUGAACUGCACUAGACUAGAGCAUGGCCAACACCAUCUGCGAGUAAAGCUGCUGCAGAACAAGACAGUUGCAGGGGACAAAAAUGUAACCUACAGCAUUGGCUGUGAUGCUCUUCAAGCAGAUGUUGUACCUACUGUUUUUACAGGAGCUACAAACUGUACGAAAGACUUCAUGGCGGUUGUAUUCCCAAGACUCAUUCCCAGCUUUGCAGAUGAACACACGAUAGCAGAAUCUCAGAUGACUUGGAUAGUCUCCAUAGAUGAUGGAACAAGAACACACAGGUUAAGCCUUCGGCAAGCCAUGCAACAAGGAUAUACAUUCCUAGCUGAUGGCAACAAUCUCAUCUUCCAGGCUUCUUUUGGGGCUACUGGAGUCAUGUCCUACAAGCAAGACAACCAGAUGCUCUAUACAGUGGCUCUCAAGCUUUCGUAUGGGCCUCCUGAUCAGCGACUCACUGUGGAAUCAAGAAUGAUCUGUGCACCAGGCCCAGCAACCUGCAAUUCAACACACAUGACUGUGGCCAUCCCAGCUUUCCCGGGGACCCUGACUGCUGUGCGUAUAGAGAACAGAAACAUUCCCAUGGACCAACUGCAAGCAAAUGGGAUUGGUCUGGACACAAGGAAGGGAGUGAAGCUGCACAUCCACAGAAGAAUCCUGAAGUCCCACCUGAAUGAGGAGAGCUGCUUAGGACUCCAGUCAUACCUGGCAUCACUAAGGCUGACUUUCCGUUUCCAUGGAGAAAUGGCAUCAAUGGUGACCUAUCCAGAGUGUCCCUGUGACCAACAUGCACCCAUAGCUGCUGUGUGCUCUCAGGAUGGUUACAUGGACUUCGAAGUACUCAGUGACAUGACACAACCAGCCCUGGACUUGGACACCAUCCGGCUUAGAGAUCCAGCAUGCAAACCAGUCUUCAAGUCUCCCUCUAAUGACAUGGUUCGGUUUCACAUCCCCCUGAACAGAUGUGGGACAAGGCAGAGGUUUGAAGGUGAGAGAGCAAUUUACGAGAACGAAGUGCAUUCCUUGUGGGCUGAUCUACUGCCACGCAGGAUUUCUAGAGACAGUGAAUUCAGGUUAAGUGUAGUGUGCACCUACAGAAGUGGUGAUGCAGCCCUGAAUGUAGGGAUAAGCAGUCUCCCUCCUCCAGUUUCUUCAGUAAACCAAGGUCCUCUGUCUUUGAUCCUACUGGUCUAUCCAGAUGACUCCUACCUGCAGCCCUACAGUGAUGACCAGUACCCUAUUGUGAAACAUCUGCAGCAACCCAUCUUCUUGGAAGUGCAGGUUCUAAACCGCAAUGACCCAAACAUCAAACUGGUGCUGGAUGACUGCUGGGCAACAGCAUCACAGGAUCCGAGCUCUAUGCCCCGCUGGAAUGUUGUUGUAGAUGGAUGUGACUAUGAAUUGGACAACUACAGAACAGUGUUCCAUCCAGUGGGCCUUGCAGUCAGCUAUCCCAACUAUCGCCAGAGAUUUGAAGUGAAGACCUUUGCCUUUGUGACGGGUGACAAGGCUCUCACUAGCCUAGUCUACUUCCAUUGCAGUGCUCUGCUCUGUGACAGGCUUCAACCAGACUCCCCUCUGUGUUCAGCAAGAUGUCCUAGGCCUUCCAGAUUCCAACGAGACGUGGUGGCCAUGGAAGCAGAGAACUCCGGUGUGGCAAGCUUACCUGGUGCUGUUCUCCUAGUGGCAGAUGAAUGGUCUUCAAUCCAAGAAGAAGCUCUCCUGAGCGAAAGCACAUGGACCACAGUUGCAACAGCAACUACAGUGAUUCUUGGCUUGAUGGCCACAGCCCUGGUAUCAAUGGCUGUCUUUAAAAACCUGAAAAGGACAAAUGCUGUAAUGACCAACUGAUUCUUAAGGAGAAAAUAAA
Molecule: messenger RNA, 2158 nt
Organism: Pelodiscus sinensis (Chinese soft-shelled turtle)
Lineage: Eukaryota; Metazoa; Chordata; Testudines; Trionychidae
Product: zona pellucida sperm-binding protein 2-like
Biological process (GO): prevention of polyspermy; binding of sperm to zona pellucida
Cellular component (GO): egg coat
Molecular function (GO): acrosin binding; structural constituent of egg coat
Source: RefSeq, a predicted model, not a curated record